Messenger RNA from Closterium sp. NIES-65, 2100 nucleotides. Lineage: Eukaryota; Viridiplantae; Streptophyta; Zygnematophyceae; Desmidiales; Closteriaceae. The record is from the annotation of a GenBank genome assembly.
AUGCGUGCAAAUGCGGACCGCCUUCCUUAUCCCCGUCAGGCGGCGUUGUCUGUUGCUUGGUCCUGCCCCGAAUCUCCUUGCCUUUCCUCCCCAACUCUUCUGUCCGUUCUAUCCUCAACUGAAUCCCCCCCCCCCCUCCCUCCCUCCCUCCCUCCCUCCCUCCCUCCCUCCCUCCCUCCCUCCUCCCUCCCUCCUCCCUCCCUCCCUCCUCCCUCCUCCCUCCCUCCCUCCCUCCCUCCCUCCCUCCCUCCCUCCCUCCCUCCCUCCCUCCCUCCCUCCUCCCUCCCUCCCUCCCUCCCUCCCUCCCUCCCUCCCUCCCUCCCUCCCUCCCUCCCUCCCUCCCUCCCUCCCUCCCUCCCUCCCUCCCUCCCUCCCUCUCUCCCUCCCUCCCUCCCUCUCUCCCUCCCUCCCUCCCUCUCUCCCUCCCUCCCUCCCUCUCUCCCUCCCUCCCUCCCUCCCUCCCUCUCUCCCUCCCUCCCUCCCUCCCUCCCUCCCUCCCUCCCUCCCUCCCUCCCUCCCUCCCUCCCUCCCUCCCUCCCUCCCUCUCCUCCCUCCCUCCCUCCUCCCUCCCUCCCUCCCUCCCUCCCCUCCCUCCCUCCCUCCCUCCCUCCCUCCCUCCCUCCCUCCCUCCCUCCCUCCCUCCCUCCCUCCCUCCCUCCCUCCCUCCCUCCCUCCCUCCCUCCCUCCCUCCCUCCCUCCCUCCCUCCCUCCCUCUCUCCCUCCCUCCCUCCCUCUCUCCCUCCCUCCCUCCCUCCCUCCCUCCCUCCCUCCCUCCCUCCCUCCCUCCCUCCCUCCCUCCCUCCCUCCCUCCCUCCCUCCCUCCCUCCCUCUCUCCCUCCCUCCCUCUCUCCCUCAAUCCCUCUCUCCCUCCCUCCCUCCCUCCCUCUCUCCCUCCCUCCCUCUCUCCCUCCCUCCCUCCCUCCCUCCCUCCCUCCCUCUCUCCCUCCCUCUCUCCCUCAAUCCCUCUCUCCCUCCCUCCCCAUCCCUCCCGCUGUGCAACUCCCAUCCCUCGUUCCGAAACCAACAGUCCCAUGUUUCUCGGCGGCUCUCUCUUCACCGUUUGACGCCACUGGUGCACCUUUUUAUGCUCGCACAUGCUCCCAUUGCCUCUGCAUACAUUCUGCUGUCCUCUUUUCCCUUCCCCCCGAUUUCUUCCUCUCCCAUCCACACCACACGCAGGUUCUCAUAGCCCUCACAGCCAUGUUCCUGGACGGCUCUCUCUUCACCGUCUGGCGCAACUGGCACCUGCUGGACUCGUUAGAAGCUGCUGCGGUACCAGGCCUGCUGUACGCCGCCCAGAACACGCUCAUUCAGGUGGCCCUGCGCCACCUGGACUACCUGACGUUCAACCUGCUGAACCAGACGAAACUCCUCUUCACCGCUCUCUCCAACUAUCUGUUUCUAAGAAUCCGCCAGACCCGGGUGCAGAUCGUCGCCCUCUGCAUGCUGCUCGUCGCCGCCACGCUACUCACCCUCAGCCCAGGCCCUGCUUCUGGUCCGGGGCCUAAACCUGGCCAGACUCACGGAGCGAGUGCAGCAGGGGAGGCGCCGCCAUCUAUGGCUGCUGGCGCGGCUGCCACUGCUGCUGCGGCGGCGGCUAUUGUAGCAGCAGGCGUGGCCUGGGAGAGAGUGGCGCUGGGAGUGGUGCCGGUGCUGGUGGCGUCUGUGACCUCUGGGCUGGGAUCAACGCACAACCAGUGGCAAGUGCAGGUCAAGAGGCGCAGCCCACAUCUAUUCACCAUCGAGAUGUGUUCCCUCACGUCCCUCGUCCUGCUCGUCUCUCUCUUCACUUCCCAAGACGGCGCCCGCAUGUUGCAACUCGGCUUCUUCCACGCAUGGACGCCACUCACCAUCGUAAGAAGCAUCAAGUCGUGCUUGCUCCCCUUUCUUGCCACUGUGCGUGCACCAUCAUGCAUGCACAUCACUGUUCCUAUCCUCUCCUUCCAAGACGCUGCUGCUCGCAUGUUGCGCCCCGGCUUCUUCCACGCCUGGACGCCCCUCGCCAUAAUGACUCUAUCAAACGCCAUAGGAGGCAUUCUUGUGGGGCUUGUGACCAAAUAUGCAGGGGGCGUUAAGAAGGUAUGCUGGGGGAGGGGAUAG